AUGGCUAAGAAUACCACGAAGAAGCGUGCCGCCGGUGGGGUUGCUAGGCGACUCACUGGUCCUCUGGGAUCGCCGGUUGCCUCUCCUCCUCCAGUAAGCCCUGAAGGGGAGGCUGGGGUGGUACAACCAGACGCCCACAGCUCGUGGUGCUUGAUUUGCCGUGAUGGCGCCGAGGGGGACGUUGUACUCUAUGAGUGCAGCACCUGCCCUCGGGUAAUGUGCAGCAGGUGCCUGGACGUUCCGUCCGCCUCUUGCGACCUUGUUGCUCAACCGGACGUUCUUUUUUGGUGCCUUAGCUGUCAUGCUGGGCACACCCUUAAGGCACCUGCGCCUUACUAUGGUUUCUAUAGAGAAAACCUGCCGGCUCAAGGAGGUAAACCUGCCCUGCAGGGUUUCCUCCAACUGAACGGCAGGUUUGAGACUGGAUCCUGCGCGGUGUUGGCCGCUGCGCCCAUCGCCGUCAUCCACUUCAUUGUGGGUGGCAGUAAUGAGGUUGUGACGCCCGUGCCUCUGCUCUCACACUAUCUGGAGCAUUACUUCCCCAACGGCGGGUACAUUUACAUUGAAGUCCCAUUCGACGUCACCACGCACAAGAGCAUCCGCGGAUACACGCGUGCCCAGGACGCACACAUCAUCCAGCUCAAAACUCACCUCACACACAGCGGCCGCAUCUUGGCCUUCUUCUCUGAUCACUCUGAGGAAGAUAGCGGGUGGCUUUUUGCUGGGAAAGAUAAAGGUAAAUUUGUGGCUAUGAGUGUCUCUCAGGUGCUAUCUACUGUCCUAGGGCCCUAUUAUGGGAUCCUCAGCGGCGCCACCAUGAUAUUCCUAGUGUGCGGCUCUGUUGUGGCCCACGACAACGCCUUUAGCGAGCUCCAGGAAGCUCUACUCAACUACGGUGUGGCGUCCGCUAUCAUUUUCACCGCCAAACGUUUUCAACCCCUGGUUGCCACCAACUUUUUGCUCGCUCUAGCGGAGCAAGUGGUAAUUGAGCAGCUCAAUGUCCGCAUCGCAUUCCCCAGGAUUACGCCCAUGCUCCUUGUCACCAAGUUUGCGCGUGCCCACCUGCAGACUCAACCUUGGGGUAUCCCAGUCCCUUCGCAGUGCCCUCUCUGUGGGUCCACUAACAGUUGGUCUGAGAAGGUCACGGUCAAGGUGUCCUAUGAGUCUCUGGACCCCGAUGUUCCAGGCAAGGAUCCUGUGUACAGGUACCUAUAUUCCUGCACUUAUCCUGAGUGUGGUAAGGCUCAGUGCAAGCCUUGCCACAAGUUUCACAUCGAAAAACCACCUGGUUCCAUUCUCAAAGCUGCUAAGACAAAGUCGUCUGGGUGGUUCCAGUCCCCUUCCACAACUUUUCCGGCACUACCUUUCAUUGAGUCGGGCACCCAAGGCAAGCGUCCUAGAAGUUCGGAUGGGGAAGUGUCUGCUAAGAGGAUGAGGGUCUGA
Messenger RNA from Suillus plorans, 1443 nucleotides. RefSeq lists its product as uncharacterized. Bases 1 to 1443 code for a protein of 480 amino acids. The transcript has 5 exons. Lineage: Eukaryota; Fungi; Basidiomycota; Agaricomycetes; Boletales; Suillaceae. The record is from RefSeq and is a predicted model, not a curated record.